Messenger RNA from Symbiodinium necroappetens, 1344 nucleotides. Lineage: Eukaryota; Dinophyceae; Suessiales; Symbiodiniaceae. The record is from the annotation of a GenBank genome assembly.
AUGGCUGAGCGCUGUGCCGCGGACUUCCUUCGACGCCGUGCCGAUGCGGAGGCCUUGCUCCGGCGCCGCGAGGCGGCCUUUGCCCGCUGUGAGGGCCGGCGAGGCCCCGUGCAGCGUGCACAGGUUGCCUGGCUGACGCACCGCACACUCGCGGCCUGGCGGUCCUGGCUGGCCGCCGAGAAGGCGGAGCGCCACUUCACGCAAUUGAUGGACGAGUUGCGGCAGGAGGAGGAGAGGUUCCAGAACGAGCAGAAGGAGCUCGCUGCUGUACAGGAGGGCGUCGCUGCUGAAAUUCGGUGGUUGCGCCGGCUCUGUGCAGCACGGCGUUUGCGGCAACACGUCGCUGCAGAGCAGACCUUGCUGUGGCUUGAGCGGAUCGACGCCUGGCGACUAGCUCAAGAAGCGCUGCGAUCUUGGUCGAGCUUCGCGUCCCAGGCGGCAGGAAGGGUGCAACUGACCUGGCAUUUCGCGGCGCAGCACGAUGUGCUCUGUGCGCUUUGGGCCUGGCACGCCUCGGCCGGGAAGCGCCGCCGAACACGGCAGAGGUCUGAGCUGGAAGCCAAAGAGGCCGAGCUGUCGCGAUACCAAGCGGCCGCUCGCAGGGCCAAGUUGCUGAGCUACGGGAGCUGGCGCUCGCAACACAGCUCGGAGCGCAGGUCCCAAUGUUGGAGCGCCCUCCGGCUGUGGCGGCAGGGGGUGUUGGCAGCGAGACGAGGGCUCGCAGCUGGCAGACGCCGCCUUUGCCUUCACACGCUCCGCGCCUGGUCGGCCUGGAGGGAUGCCCUGGUGCAGGCGCAGGUUGCGCGUGCUUGUGGCCUGGAGCGAGCGGAGGCCACAGAGGCGGCCUCGGUGCACCGGCACCGCACCGCCGCCAUCAUAGGUGGUUGCUGGCAGUCUUACCAGACUUGGUGGUUGCUGCAAAUUGUGGUGAGCUGGCACCGUGCUGCUCAGAACUGUGGCCAUCAUUGCGCCAGCGAGCAGCUGGAGCAAGAGAUGCAGUCGUCCCUGGCAGAAGCUGCGAGGGUUCGGGGCCAAUUGGACCGUCAACGCGAAGCGUUGGCUGCACAAUCUUACCUUCGUAAGUCCGAGCGCUCACAGCUGGAAGCGGAGCUCGCCGACACGCAGCAGGCUCUUGCGCAGCUGCAAAGGGACCUAGCAGAAGAAGCAUCCAGCCUUGCCACGUUGGAGCUCGAAGCCGUGAGCGAAACCGGAGUGGAGCCCAGCGGCGUCUCGGUUCUGCCCAGGCAGACUGCCGACUCGCAGGACUUGGAGCGAGAACUACUCGAGAUCCAACGACAGCUGCGGCAGCCGGCAACCGCUGGGCUUUCUGGGCGCACUGCGUGA